AUGAGAUCGAUAUUGAGACAGCUCACCACCAUCGUGGGACUGGGCCUCGUCCCUUUAAUUCUCGCUCACGGCACCCAUGAGGACGGCACGGACGCCAUGAAUAUGGAUAUGGACCAGUCGUCUCACAGCAGCGGCCCAGAAGAGCCGAAGCCCGACAGCAGCUAUCCCCCCACAUACUUCGCGCUCGCCGACCAUGCGGGUGUCAUGUAUGCGCAUAUUGGAGCCAUGGUUCUGGCCUGGGUUUUCGUACUGCCAGUCGCUGUCAUGCUCUCGAUUGCCCGCUCCAGGUACACGCUUGCACUACAAUUCACCUUCCUUGCUGUGAAUGCGCUCGGCGUGCUUCUGGGGGGAAUCUACAAUGCUAGUACCCCCGAUUUGUAUCCCAACAACGCGCACCACAAGCUUGGUUGGUUUGUGACCUGGGUUGUGUCAGCACAGGUCCUGAUCGGCCUGGUUGGAAGAGUUGCGGGAGCUCUAAAAAGCGGGAGUGGAGAGAAUUACAGCAGGAACGAGUACCAGUCUUUCAUCCCUGUUUCCACCGCUGCCAUGGCCGAGCACCACCGCAUCAACGAAUCCCCAUUCGCCCCCCAUCCGUACCGCCUCUCCAACGACAGUGGACAGGGUACCGAACCCUGCACCGAGUCUCUCCGAAGCCAUUCUCGCUCAUCCUCCUCGAACGAGAUCUCCCCACGAGUUUCUGACGCCCAUCACAAAGAGUAUGUUGAGGACGAUGAUGAUUUAGAAGAUGGUCUGCCCAUGCCCAUGCCCAUGUCUAGGGCUGGCAGCAGCGACAGGGCCAACAAGAUUCUCGCCAAGAUUGCCGGCAAGAUUUCGUCGCGUGUUUGGAAGGGAUUGUUGUUUGUCUACAAUCUAGUUGACAGGACUAUUUUGCCUUUGGGUUCCGUUGCGCUAUGUUUGGGGAUUGUGGCGUACGGGCGGUUCUUUGAGGGCAAUGGAAUCUUCAGCGGACUAGCGCAUUGGAUCAAGGGUGGAAUUUUUUUCUGGCUAGGUUUGUUGACCCUCGGUCGAUGGACCGGCAGUUUCGGUGAACUCGGAUGGGCGUGGAAUGUCCGCCCGAAGCGAGCUGACGGCAAAUGGCGGCCCUCGGCGGAGUUCGUUGAAAGCGCCCUCAUCUUUGUAUACGGCUCCACCAAUAUUUUCCUCGAGCAUCUCGGUAACUGGGGAGGGGCAUACAGCGCCCAGGACUUAGAGCAUAUCUCCAUCACCGUUCUUUUCAUUGGUGGUGGGCUGGUAAGUUCUUGGCCGAGUUUUCGUCUCCUGCGUAAAUACAGUCUCACUAACACGGCGUGUAAGUUUGGCAUGCUCAUCGAGUCUAGCCGCAUCCGCGAUCUCCUGAACACGUCUGUCAUCGACUCCGCUGCACUCAACUCAGAGCGAACAUACGACGAAGAAGGGCGUGAGAUACUCCAGCCUCCUAAACAAUAUGAAUUUUCCAUCAACCCGAUUCCGGCCCUUGUCAUUCUCCUCCUGGGAAUCAUGAUGAGCUCGCAUACCCAGCAUUCGAUGAUUUCUAGCAUGGUCCAUAAGCAAUGGGGCAACCUUUUGACCGGUGCCUCCUUCGCGCGUGGCUUCACGUACGUGAUCAUGUACCUGAAGCCUCCCAAAUCGGUUCUACCUUCUCGGCCUCCCACCGAGCUCCUUUCUGCGUUUGGUCUGAUUUCCGGUGGUAUCAUAUUCAUGGCGAGUGCUAGCGAUACCGUCGAUGGCAUGAUCCACUACAAGCUGGAUGCUAUGUUCAUGUACACCGUGACCAUGGGCCUUGUGGGAGUUUUGAUGGCUUGGGAAGUCAUAGUUCUAGCCAUCAAGGGCUGGGCAGUGCGUAAAGAGGCUGGACGGCAACCAUAUAGACUUGCUUGA
Messenger RNA from Colletotrichum truncatum, 1878 nucleotides. The record is from RefSeq and is a predicted model, not a curated record. NCBI's taxonomy places the organism in Eukaryota, Fungi, Ascomycota, Sordariomycetes, Glomerellales, Glomerellaceae.